Ipomoea nil (Japanese morning glory) is the source of this 885-nucleotide messenger RNA. RefSeq lists its product as uncharacterized. The record is from RefSeq and is a predicted model, not a curated record. Bases 1 to 885 code for a protein of 294 amino acids. Lineage: Eukaryota; Viridiplantae; Streptophyta; Magnoliopsida; Solanales; Convolvulaceae. The transcript is spliced from 4 exons.
AUGAAUGUGGUUGGUUGCAAGUGGGUGUUUAGAACCACAAGGAAAGCUGAUGGUUCAAUUGAGCGUCACAAGGCUCGAUUAGUUGCCAAGGGUUUUAAUCAGGUGGCUGGUGAGGACUUCUUUGAGACUUUCAGUCCCGUGGUUAAACCGACUACGUUUAUAUGUGACAGUCGCCUGGCUAUGAGGACAAAUCUAUGCCUGGGCAUGUGUGUCUACUUCAACGUUCUCUGUAUGGGUCUCAAACAAGCCCCUCGUGCAUGGUUCACACGUUUGCAUGAUUUUCUGGUUUCUGUGGGCUUCUCGCCUUCCAAAACCGAUGUCUCUUUGUUUAUUUACUCACGUGGCAAUAUUCAGCUUUAUUUUUUGGUUUAUGUGGAUGACAUCUUGGUUAUGGGUUCUAAUUCAACUCAUGUGGCUACUCUUAUUGAUAAAUUGGCUCUUGAAUUUAAACAACGGUAUAUGAAGGAUAUUCUCAAGCGAGCAGGUAUGGUGGAUUGCAAGCCCGUUGCCACGCCAGUUUCCACCACAAAAGCCGUGACAAGUGAUGAGGUUCCGUAUGCUGACCCCACUCAGUACCGCAGCCUUGCAGCACAUGCACUCUCCUACUACGGCGGACUGGCGGCUUUGAAGAGAGUUUUACGGUAUGUGAAUGAGAUACUCAAUCUUGGUCUCAAUAUUUCCUCUUCUACCUCUCUAGAUAUUCAUGCAUAUUCUGAUUCGGAUUGGACCGGCAAUCUGGAUGACCGAAAGUCAACUAGUGGUUUCGCUGUGUUUCUGGGGAGCAAUCUUGUUUCAUGGGUAUGUCGAAAACAGCGCACCGUGGCUCGUUCCUCAACUGAAGCUAAGUACAAAGGGCUGGCUGAUGUUUCUGCAGAAGUUACUUAA